CAUGCCUCCCAAGUAUAAGUACUAACUCGCGUGGAAAGGCAAAGGAAAGUGUUGCUCUGUUCUUCUGCCUAAAACAUCAAGGGCCGACCAUGGAAGAGUAUUUGAAGCUCAUUCCUUCCAAUGCCUCGUUACUCUCCGCCUACUCAUCAAUCUCAACAUCGUGGGUGCUCUUCAAGACUGCUUAUAAUCAGGUCAUACCCAGACAGCUUCAAGAGUAUGCGGUCUCAAAAUUCAGGUCCUAUUUCCGUCGCAACCCAUCUUAUGCAACUUUCAUCAUCGAGGACCUGUGGUGUGGACUUGGCCGUAAUCAGCUUUACGAUGCUGCAAGAGCUUACUUAUCUACCAAGAUUGGACCCGACAAUCGUAAAAUCAAAAUUGGCAAGUUAGAACAGCACAAGAAUUUGUCUUCCGCCAUUGUAGAAGGAGGAAAGAUUGUUGAUUUAUUCCGUGACAUAACCAUUACCUGGUCAGUUAUCCAAGAAGAGCAAGCCACCACCACGGCCAAUACCAGGAUCAGCAAAGACGGUCCUCCGGUGAUGACUCACGCUCCUAGCAGAAGUGCUUAUCAGAUAACUUUCGACAACAAAUAUCGCGGAACUGUUGAGAAUUAUUAUUUGAACCAUGUUUUGGAUACUUACAAGGACUUAAUGCAAGGGGAAAAGGUCUUGAAGCUCUACACCCGGCUUGAUAAAUAUGAAGGUGAAAGAUGGAAGUGUGUUGAUUUUCGGCAUCCAGCCACUUUUGAUACCAUUGCAAUGGAUCUUGAAUUGAAGAAAGCAAUAAAGGAUGAUCUUGACAGGUUCUUGGCAAGAAAAGACUUCUACAAGAGAGUGGGAAAGGCUUGGAAACGUGGGUAUCUUCUGUAUGGUCCUCCUGGAACUGGGAAAUCAAGCCUAAUUGCGGCCAUGGCUAAUUACUUAAACUUUGAUAUUUAUGAUUUAGAGCUUUCCAGUAUUUGUUCUGAUGUUCAACUGAGAAAGGUGUUGCUAAGUACAACUAAUCGAUCAAUUCUCGUAGUUGAAGACAUAGAUUGUAAUUCAGAGGUGCAAGAUCGAUCCAAAAUUAUAAAAGAAGAACAACUUAACCCCAAGAAAUAUCCCAAGGCGUUCACACUGUCAACUCUGCUAAAUUGCAUUGAUGGAUUAUGGUCGAGCUCUGGAGAAGCAAGAAUCAUCGUGUUCACAACGAAUCACAAAGAAGUUUUGGACCCUGCAUUACUUCGUCCAGGGCGGAUGGAUAUGCACAUUCACAUGUCCUACUGCACUGCUCAAGGCUUCAGAGUGUUGGCAUUCAACUAUCUUGGAAUUGACGACCAUAAACUCUAUCAAGAAAUUGAUGGAUUACUAGAGCGUACAAAGGCUACCCCUGCUUCUUUAGCUGAGGAACUAAUGAAGAGUGAUGAUGUUGAUGUUGCUCUUGGAGAAGUAGUCAAUUUCCUGAAGCGGAAAAGGGGGGAGGAAGAUGAAAUUGAAGAGGAUACUAAAAGACAGAGGACUGCUUGAGAAGAAAUAUAUUAGAACGUAUUGGUUAGCUAUAUUAGAAUCAGAAUAUCAGCUCGCUAAUAGUCAGAACUUUGCAUUUCAGGUUCAAAGUAUGGCUUAGAUAUCUUAUAUCUACCUUUUGGUCAUGAUAUGGAACGACGUGCAAAAACUUUGCCUUAAUAAAUUAUAUUGUUGUAUCAA
Molecule: messenger RNA, 1682 nt
Organism: Manihot esculenta (cassava)
Lineage: Eukaryota; Viridiplantae; Streptophyta; Magnoliopsida; Malpighiales; Euphorbiaceae
Product: AAA-ATPase At2g18193
Exons: 2
Coding region: 90-1502 (470 amino acids)
Molecular function (GO): ATP hydrolysis activity; ATP binding
Source: RefSeq, a predicted model, not a curated record